AUGAGAGACUUGAUAGACAGGCCUUUACAAGAAGAGAAAAUGACGGUUCCAGACCAGGUUAAGUAUCUCUACAGUAUCAGGUCUGUGCGAGAAACAAAUGCGGACACUGCUGCUCGUAUCAGGGAAAACAAGUUGAGUAACUUCAACGUCAACUUGGAGAAGAUGGACGGCGUGGUGGACUUUGUAUGCGGAGUCAUUCGAGAGACGUAUCCCAGCAACGAAUCCCUUGGCGAGAUUCCAGUGCAUGGCCGGUUCCAGCAUUUCAACAGUGGAGAUCCGUGUCGAUUACAGAAUGUGUUGGAUGGCAUGAAAGAGUCGUGCGAUGACUACGAGCUCUGCAAGAGACUCGUUGAUUUGUUUGUGAUUAGCGUGUUGCUCGAUGCCGGUGCCGGCAACCAGUGGAAGUUCACUGAGCCCAAUGGACGUUUGACAGGGAGGUCUGAAGGUAUUGCCAUUGCCAGUUUGUACAUGUACACCUCUGGGGUGUUCUCUGAGAAGGCCGGCGGGCCAUUAGUGAAUGGGUCCAAAUUGGCGACCUUAACGGAGGAGGAGUUACUGUUGGGACUGCAAGUGACGCCGGAGAACCCCAUGACGGGGGUGCAAGGCCGGCUACACCUCCUCAACAAGCUCGGAGAGACGCUACAAGCCAAGAGGGGGCUGUUCCCCGACGAGCGGCCUGGGGAUCUGGUUGACCAUUUCAAGGCCAGUGCCGAAGACGGUGUGCUUGACCUUGAGGUUAUAUGGGAUGCGCUAAUGGAGCUGUUGCUACCGGUGUGGCCCACCCAAGGGCGGGUCCAACUAGACGGGUAUGUUCUAGGAGACGCCUGGCCGCUACGGAGCAAGGAUGGAGGUAUAGUUACUUUCCACAAGUUGACGCAAUGGCUAGCAUACUCUCUUUUGAAGCCGUUACAAGAUUAUGGCGGCUUCAGGGUCAAGAAUGUCCAAUUAUUGACUGGGUUGCCCGAGUAUCGGAAUGGGGGGUUGUUUGUGGAUCUUGGGGUGCUGGAAUUGAAGCCCGAGGUUUAUGCUGCCGGCAUGGCGACAGCGUUAAAGAAUGGGCUAAGUGUUGCUGCGUACCGGCCGGAAGAGGAUGUGAUUGUCGAGUGGAGGUCGUGUACCAUUUGUUUAUUGGACAUGCUGCUACCUGCUGUGAACAGCCAGAUGGGUAUUACCGGCACCAAGUACGAGUUGACAUUACCGCAGCUCAUUGAGGCUGGCAGCUGGAAGUCCGGAAGAGCUGCAGCGUCUGCCCGGAGGGCCCAUGGAGGUCCGCCAAUUGAGUUGUUGGCGGAUGGAACUGUCUUUUGA
This is a messenger RNA of Pichia kudriavzevii, 1308 nucleotides long. RefSeq lists its product as uncharacterized. The transcript has a single exon. The record is from RefSeq and is a predicted model, not a curated record. NCBI's taxonomy places the organism in Eukaryota, Fungi, Ascomycota, Pichiomycetes, Pichiales, Pichiaceae. The coding region runs from base 1 to 1308 and encodes 435 amino acids.